CAUGGCUACGAACACUUUCACCUUCCUGUGCGCUUUGGGGGUCUUUGCUGCUGGCACCUUGGUGUUAGGAGCCCGGCUGGUAACACAUUGCAGUGAUUGUAUAUUUUUGUAUCUGUUCAUGUCUUUAUUUCUUCUUCUAAUGUGUAAAAAACUAAACAUUAUUUCCUCUUUCUUCACUGAAAAUCCAUCUCUGAAGGGGGACCCUGCAGAACCACCUACCAGGGGGUCCAGACUCCAGUUACAAAGUAACCCGAGUGAGAUUGUGAACAAGCACAAUCAACUGAGGAGAAAUGUUCAGCCUACUGCCAGCAACAUGUUGGAAAUGAGCUGGAGCAGUGAGGCUGCAGCCAACGCUCAGAAAUGGGCCAACACCUGCUCCAUGAAACACAGCCCUGACAGCUCCAGAGUGAUCAGCACCAGCGGCUGUGGAGAGAACCUGUACAUGUCCAGCUUCCAGAACACCUGGAGCAACGCUAUCCAGAAUUGGUACGACGAGGUGCAGAACUGGCGCUACGGAGUGGGAUCUACCAAUGGACGAGUGGUCGGACAUUUCACACAGGUUGUUUGGUACAGGUCCAACAAGGUUGGCUGUGGUAUGGCUUACUGUCCCAACUCUCAAUACAAGUACUUCUACGUCUGCCAGUACUGCCCACCCGGAAACAUCCAGUACGCUCGCCCCUACAAAUCAGGACCCUCCUGCGGUGACUGCCCCAAUGCCUGCAACAACAAACUCUGCACCAACCCCUGUCCCUACGCUGAUAAGUACGGCAACUGUCCUGAUCUGAAGAAGCAGUGGACCUGCAGUAACGCAGACGUGGCCUCUUGGUGUCCCGCCUCCUGCAAGUGCACCUCUCAGAUCAUUUAAAGGCCCUCGUGGGCUCGGACAUAUCAGUCGGAAUCAAUAAAAGAUACUUCUCUUCGAA
Eleginops maclovinus (Patagonian blennie) is the source of this 923-nucleotide messenger RNA. Its product is annotated as cysteine-rich venom protein TEL1-like. Lineage: Eukaryota; Metazoa; Chordata; Actinopteri; Perciformes; Eleginopidae. The record is from RefSeq and is a predicted model, not a curated record. Gene Ontology annotation, cellular component: extracellular region. The transcript has 7 exons. The coding region runs from base 2 to 865 and encodes 287 amino acids.